AUGUCGGAAUGGAGCGGAUUUUACUACGCUUCUGCCAACCCCUUACCCACCUUUGCUCGAAAGGCAAAGGCUGAAAAGGAGUGGCAUCGCCCUGAAACUCCCCCACGGUCCAUUUCAGCUUCCCACGACAUCAAAUCCAACACAAGACGUCCCUUUCGGCAUACGAGAACCUCUAGUGGCAGCCAGCGUAGCGGCAGUCGCUCGUCGCACGAGUCGUCUCUCGUGCAUUCCAGCUCCAGCCCCGUCGCCAAAAGCGGCCCCGCCUUGGAGGAAGACAAUUCUCAUUACUCGCACUCCAAAGUCCUAUCAUCUGACUCGCGCCGACAAUCUUCAACAUCGACGUCAACCUCAUAUAAGCCUCGUAUCAACUCAACGUCUACCAUUGGCGCAACGGCACCUUUACCUUCCCCUAUUAUCUUCAAUCGCCCCGUCAUUAUCGAUAAAUCUCGAGAACGCGAGCUCCUUUCCCGUCACUCAGGAGCGGCUACUCCUACCUACGGCUCUGUUGAUCUGAAAAAUGUCACCAUGUACUCCCAGCUGGAAGCAAGCAACAAACCUAUGUCAGGGACAACGAAGCAGAUAAACCUCGGUUUCCCUCGAACAGAAUCAGUAUCUUCCACGAGCGGCCAGACGACCGCCUCAAACCACACAAUGACUUCAACAGACCCCUCCAACUCAUCCGACCCUGCGAUGAAACCAUUUAUCGUCAAAAAUGGACGUACAUACUUCAAUGAUCCUACAUCGGCAUAUCCUCUCCCCACCGAUCUCACCGAGCUCCAUCGCCAAAGCUUGCGAACACUUCUCAUGAUUCAGGUUUACGGCGCACCUGUUUAUACACCAUUCAUCCAAAACAACCCUCCACAGCGUGUGUUGGAAAUUGGAUGCGGCACAGGUUUUUGGAGUAUGAUGUGCCAUCGAUACUACAAAGAUAGAGGCCACACCGGCAUCCAGUUCACAGGCAUCGAUAUCGCGCCUCUAGCACCCGGUAGUCCUGGAUCCCCAGCCGAGCUUUGCAAACCAGACAAGGACAUGAAAUGGCGAUUUGUUCAGCACGAUCUUCGUCAGAGACCAUGGCCCUUUGGUGACGAAGAGUUUGACUUGAUCAUGGUCAAAGACGCAUGCCUGAUGGUUCCAAGUCAUGUUUACCAACUCUUUGUCGAAGACUAUCUCCGUCUGCUCAAGCCUGGUGGUGUGUUGGAAAUUUGGGAUAGCGAUCCAACAUUUCGCAUGUUGCGACCACAUGUCCCAAGCGCAUUGCCAGGGUCGGAAGAGGCAGAAGAGCAUGAGGCCGCACUUGACCUAGGCGCUUUCCUCAUGACAUCAAAAACCCCGCUGUCUGCGCCAUUGAACUCAUUCCUGGUUGAAUAUAACACAUGGCUGUCGCGAACUCUUGAAGGUCGACAAUUGUCGCCGGUGCCGUGCUCUCUAAUCAGCGCAGUGCUCCUUCAAGAGUCAGAAGACCUGAUGGAUAUCAAGUCGAAACGUCUAGCCAUUCCUCUAAGCGAAGUCCGAUGGGAGCGCGAAGGUGUCGGCGGUGUUGUUACAAAGGAUGGCAAGUCGUAUGUGGAGAUGAAGGCCAAGUCAGCACCAAACCAAAAGGUUGAAAAGAAGACCCUGACCCCUGGACAAUCUGCACUACGCAAAACGGCGCUCUUGACCGUUGCGCAACAAGUGUCGGCACUGGAGCCAAUUCUUCGAGAUGCAAGCGGCAAGAGCCAAGAUGAGUGGGAUGCUUGGGUAGCCAAGAUGAUGGCGGAUUUGAUGAGUGAGACUGGAACAAGCUGGGGAGAGUGCCUAGAAUUGGGAGUAUGGUCAGCAAGGAAGAGGUUGCGCAAGGGCGAAUCCUGA
Messenger RNA from Fusarium pseudograminearum CS3096, 1848 nucleotides. RefSeq lists its product as uncharacterized. The record is from RefSeq and is a predicted model, not a curated record. The coding region runs from base 1 to 1848 and encodes 615 amino acids. The transcript has a single exon. NCBI's taxonomy places the organism in Eukaryota, Fungi, Ascomycota, Sordariomycetes, Hypocreales, Nectriaceae.